GCUCCCCGCGCGUUUCAGACGAGCCGAGGAUCGAGAUCCUAUAUAAAGCGCCCGGGUUUGAAAUUUCGAACGGCGGCCCGACAUUUCAGUUCAAGCGCCCAUAAAAAUAGCUGUAGUAACGGUUAGGGUUUGUUCCUCAGCGCAAACCCAAAACCUAGAAAUGGGAAAAUACGGAGAAUUUCUAGGUUUUUCUAUUGUCCCGUAUCGAUCCCGACAUAGCUCUCGAUCGGGAAAAGUGGUUCCUCUUCCACUGAAGAAUCCCAGAGAGGUUUGGAUCGAUUUCGAAGUGCUUUUGGCUCUUACGUUUCUUAAAAUUUUAUUUUCUGUUUUGGUUUUUCGGUGGUGAUGGAUGGAGAAUCGGUUGGAUUCGUAGAAAUUCUCUGCAGAACGCUAUUAAUGGCAAUGUAGAUGGCGUAUAUCCAUGUGUCAUAGCUCCGUCUUUGGAGAUAUUGGAAGAAAACACUGGAACAAGAAAGAUCAGGUUGUGGUUAGGGUUUACGUUAUUUUUUGCUUGAUCUCUGUAGAAGAACUGGAAAUUUUGUUUUUGGGGAAUUUUAGAGGAAAAAGGAGAGAAAGGGAUUCAAUUUAUUUAUUUAUUUAUUUUUGUGAUUUUGUUAUUUGAUAUCUGCAGAGAGAGGAGAGAAGAUUGCAAUUUUGUGGAUCUUUCAUGGGAUAAAAGGAAAGAAGGAUAUUUCUCUAGGGUUGGGAUUUGCAAACUUUUGGUUGCUUUUAUAUGUGGAGAGAAACCAGGAAGAUUGAAUGUGGUUGGAAAAUUUAGAGCAAAACUGGAAAAAGCUGGCUUUGGGGUCUCGUUGCUUGCUGCAUUUUGUUGGGAUAGUUCUUCAGACACUUUAGAAGAACAAUAAAAGGAAUAGAAGGAGAUCUUAUACGGUUUUCUGAUUUCAAGGUUUUGGGUAUCCUAUUGUUGUUGCUUGGUCUCUGCAGAAACAGAAUUACCGUCAAGAUUCUUUUCUUUUCUCUUUUUGAUUCUAGAGCUUGGGCAAUAUAGCUCGAUCAGCAUAGAACAGGUUCUACUUUUCAGAUAUUUCACGAACUCUUCGCCCUCCCCAACCACCCCCCCCUCCCCUUCUUCUUCUUUUUAGUCUUUUUAUUUUUUAAAUCCCUAGAGCUAUGGCUCGUUAAUCUGGAAAGAAAAAAAAAACCCAAAAAGAUUGCAUUUUUUCUCUGCAUACUAUGGUUCCUUGUGCUUGUUGAAUAUUGGGAGCUCCAUAUAGAACUCUGUAGACCUAUCAGAAGACACACAACAAACUAGAGGAAGAUUAAAAAGAAAAAGAAAUUCGAAUAGAGGUGUAAGAGAAGAAAAAUGUCAGAUUCGGCUCCAUUGCCUAGUUCUGACACAUCACCUCCUUCUCCUCCUACUUCUGCAGAUAAAGACUCACCUACGCCGGCAUUGGAAUCUUCUCCACCAUUAGACAGUCCAUCUCCCUCCACGUCACCAUCACCUCCCUCUAAUACACCACCCCUUCCCUCUGAUUCUACUACACCUGAUCCUCUCCCUCCUAAAUCAUCACCAGAUGCCCCUCCGCCGGAUGCUUCUUCUCCUUCACCUCCAUCAGAGUCAAAAUCUUCACCGCCUUCUCUAUCUCCUCUAUCUUCAUCUGCAUCCCCUCCUCAACCCUCUGAUUCUUCUCCCGAUAAGCCAUCCUCUCCUCCAUCUGACUCACCACCUUCAUCUGAAAACUCUCCUCCUCUUUCUUCUCCUGCUGUCUCUUUGCCAGCUCCUGCUGCUUCGAGGACUCCUCCAUCUCCCUCCCCGCAACAUACUGGGUCCAAUGAACCUCUGCCACCGGUACAAUCAGAUUCCCCUCCAUUGUCCGAAACUCCACCAGGUGCCAAAACAUCUCCUACCUGGCCUAGUUCUAAUCCGAAAACUCCGAAGGUUGAUCCCACUCCCCCUAUUGAGACCACUCGUUCAACGCCAGCCAAGUCUACUCCUGCAAAUUCUAACCAUGUCCCACCUCUAGCCCCCCCUUCAAAUUCUGGAUCUCAUUCUCCUGGUCAGAAAUCAUCCAGGAAUUCGUCUAAUUCAAGUGGGGAUUCUGAUAGCGGAGGCAUCAUUGGGGUAACUUUAGCUGGAGCGCUAAUCAUCGCCUUCAUUGCUGUUGUUUUCGUAUGCGUGAGGAAGAGGAAGAGGAAACCUGCAACAAAUUAUGUAGGCAACUACAGACCUUCAGAAAGUAGCUUCUCUGUGAAAUCAGAUGGGUAUUACUAUAGACAGGCUGGCAUAGGGAAUUCUGCUGUUGUUCAUUCAGAUUCAUACUAUGCUUCUGGACCUGUGGCUGGAAAUGGCAUGGGAAGCCAAAGAGGGCAUGACUAUCAAUCUAUGGAGUCAGGACCAAUGGGGAAUUCAAAAUCGUGGUUCACCUAUGAAGAAUUAAUGGAAAUAACAAAUGGGUUUCCUUCCGAAAAUGUUCUGGGCGAGGGCGGGUUUGGAUGUGUAUACAAGGGUCGGCUGCAAGAUGGGAGAGAAGUGGCGGUGAAGCAGCUCAAGGUGGGUAGUGGACAGGGAGAACGGGAAUUCAAGGCAGAAGUUGAGAUCAUCAGUCGUGUCCACCAUCGUUAUUUGGUUUCUUUAGUGGGCUACUGCAUAGCUGAAAAUCACAGAUUACUUGUCUACGAAUUCGUUCCAAAUGGUACUCUCGAGGAUCAUUUGCAUGGCAAAGGAUCGGCAGUGAUGGAUUGGGCAAAAAGAGUCAAAAUUGCUAUUGGUUCUGCUAAGGGGUUGGCAUAUCUGCAUGAAGACUGUCAUCCUCGGAUCAUCCACAGGGACAUCAAGUCAGCAAACAUUCUUUUGGAUAACUCUUUUGAAGCGAAGGUUGCAGAUUUUGGGCUUGCAAAGCUGUCAAAUGACACUAACACACAUGUGUCAACUCGUGUUAUGGGGACAUUUGGGUACUUGGCACCUGAAUAUGCAGCCAGUGGGAAGUUGACUGAUAGAUCUGAUGUGUUCUCGUUUGGGGUUGUGCUUCUAGAACUUGUGACAGGGCGUAAACCUGUCGAUACAUCUCAACCGUUGGGGGAGGAGAGUUUAGUUGAAUGGGCUCGGCCACUCUUGAUGCGUACUUUUGAAACUGGAAAUAUCUCAGAAUUAGUGGAUCCAAAGCUGGAAAACAAUUACGUGGAGGGCGAGAUGUUUAGAAUGAUUGAGACAGCUGCCGCAUGCGUACGUCAUUCGGCUCCAAAGCGGCCACGCAUGGCUCAGGUGGUAAGGGCAUUGGACACUGAGGGAGAUAUGCCUGAUCUCACCAAUGGUGUAAAAUUAGGCCAGAGCUCUGUAUUUGAAUCUGGCCAGCAGGCGAUGGAUAUGCAAAAGUUCCGAAGGAUGGCGUUUGGCAGCGAGGAAUUCAGCUCCGAAUAUGGUCCCAGCGGAGAGUUUGAUCGGAGGAGCGCUGCAUACAGUGGGGAGUACCGUCAGUCAAGGGAGUCGCCCCAUAGGCCGAUGAAUUCUUCGAUGGGGAGCAGGGAACACUAUUCAAACUACUCAAGCAGUGGCGAGUCAGAAACUCGUGCUAUGAACCAGCGGGGCGGCAGUAGGAAUUCCAAUGACUUCCAUAGUGGCAUGGGUAGCCAUCACUACACUGGAAGGUCACCCCUGUGAAUUCCCUUGCUGUAAGGUUCUUUGUUGGAUUAUCUGACAUACACCCACCUUUGAAGAUGUUGUGACUGAAUGGAUGCACAUUAGCUUUUCAAGUUCCAACUGUCCAUUUCUCAAGUCCAUGUUCAUUGACCUUCGAUGAGGAGAGGGUUCAGGUGGACCGUCGUGGCUCGACUGGAUCUCGAUCAGGCACAUUAGCUCUUCAAGUUCCAACUGCCCAUUUCUCAAGUCCUUGUUCAUUGACCUUCGAUGAGGGGAGGGUUCAGGUGGACAGUCAUGGCUCGACUGGAUCUUGAUCAGGUAUAUAUGUAUUAUUUUGUAAAAUACUUUGUAAUUUGGUGUACCCUUUGAUGCCCACGAGGUGCCAAAGUAAUUCUUUCACUGUCAUAUUUCCUGCUGAUGCUUUUAUUAAUGGUGUGUUUGGAUGCACCAUCCAAUUGUAUUGUGGACAUUCAGUAAAAAAACAAAGACAUUGCUACCAAAUCUGU
Molecule: messenger RNA, 4104 nt
Organism: Magnolia sinica
Lineage: Eukaryota; Viridiplantae; Streptophyta; Magnoliopsida; Magnoliales; Magnoliaceae
Product: proline-rich receptor-like protein kinase PERK13
Exons: 8
Coding region: 1325-3619 (764 amino acids)
Biological process (GO): protein phosphorylation
Molecular function (GO): protein kinase activity; ATP binding
Source: RefSeq, a predicted model, not a curated record